Molecule: messenger RNA, 1504 nt
Organism: Exophiala oligosperma
Lineage: Eukaryota; Fungi; Ascomycota; Eurotiomycetes; Chaetothyriales; Herpotrichiellaceae
Exons: 2
Coding region: 471-1322 (283 amino acids)
Source: RefSeq, a predicted model, not a curated record
UAUCACAAUGAGUGGUGCGUAUCCGUACAGAGUAAGUAAGCACCUAGGUACUCAGUUGCGUAUGGUGCAGGUCGAAAACAAAAGCGCAAAAUGAUUUGCGUUGUGAAACACAACAUCAAACACCACUUUUUUCUCACUGCCACGAUUUAGACGCCCAACCCACUCAAUCGCCAUGACGCCAGCGCCUGUCGAAUGUUGUGCAUAUGCCGGUGUAUCCAUUGGCUCUCGAUGAUGCUUCUUGUUCUCCUCGUCGUAAUAAUAGCAAGAAUCGACCCUCAUCCGACCUGGCGAAGCCUCGACGUCGACCUCAUUCAUCGUCCCGGCCACGCCAUGUACUGGACAUCGUGGACCCCCUUCGUUCCAACAUAGAUCGACAGACGCGGCAGAGACGCCAUCAUGUCUGUGGCAUCUGCCGCUGACCAGGCAGGACAGCCUCCAUUAGGCAAAUCAAGAAAAAAACACAAACAACGAUGAAGUUCACAACACGCCGCGUGAGCACCGGAUUUCCCAUCUCCCGUCCUCAACUUCAACUUCAACAACUGACGUUCCCUCCACCACCGACGUCCCAUCCGCCUCGUCCUCGCAAUCGGGCUCUGCACAGACUACACAGAUUUCGAACCGUCGGUCUCCCUGUGCUCCUCGUCUUGGUCUUUACCACACUCAUCCUCAACGCCAUAUACGCUUACUGCGUCGCCAAACCACACACUGACAUUGCCGACCAGCUCUCCAAAUCCAGUACGGCCGAAGCCAACGGAUCACUUUUCGGCCGUAGAAGCGGCGGCAGUUUAGGGUUUGAUGCUCUUCUGUCCACGAGAGUGGCAACAACUUCUGGAAAGAAACCUCGCCAACAACAAGGCACAUCAGAAGUGGCCCUCUUGUUCUACACCCUCUUCACCCCCGCCGUGUCCUUGGUGCACUUGUGUUUCGAGUUCACCGUCCACCACGCGACUCCGCGCUAUCUACGAUCCAAGACGGCCUUUUUGGUCUUGACGUCCUUCACGGCCCUCGCCGUCGCGGGUUGGAUCACCACGCUGGCCUUCUGGAUGCACUGCGAGCUCCCCUCGCUCGACCACUCGGGGGGCCAGGCCGUCUGCCCUCCCCAGGUGCGAGGACACUUCAUGUACGGCAUCCACGAGGUCAGCAUAGCCAAGAUCGCCCUGGGCUGGCUCGCGGGCCUGGCCUACGCGAUGCACGUGCUCGUCCUGGUCGGCGGGUACAAGGCACAGCGACGGGCGUGGCGGAUGGGAAACAUCGGCGACGCCGAUGAGGUCACAGAGAUGACUGUCGGGUUUGACAUGAAGGGAUCCGGUGGCGCCCUCUGAGAGUGCUCGGCUUGUUGUCUCUUUUGUCGUUUGGAGGCCCGCCUCGACUCUGGAAGCCUGGCGGCUGGCUGGCUGGCUGCGUGUGCCUUUUUCUGUUUCCCGUCUUGUGUGACGAUGUCGUGAACUGGGGAAAGGGGGGACUUUGGGGGAAUUGAACCAACCGGGGGAGUACAUGCGGGUCC